Colletotrichum acutatum is the source of this 1041-nucleotide messenger RNA. RefSeq names its product mitochondrial ribosomal protein L27-domain-containing protein. Gene Ontology annotation, cellular component: mitochondrial large ribosomal subunit. Lineage: Eukaryota; Fungi; Ascomycota; Sordariomycetes; Glomerellales; Glomerellaceae. Gene Ontology annotation, biological process: translation. Gene Ontology annotation, molecular function: structural constituent of ribosome. The coding region runs from base 389 to 700 and encodes 103 amino acids. The transcript is spliced from 2 exons. The record is from RefSeq and is a predicted model, not a curated record.
GGGAAAGAAGCCCCACCCACCGGCGCCGACUUGCAUGAAUUUGCCGAGUCCGUGCACCCGGGCAGAAAGCACCUGUCCCCACAGCUAGAGAUGGCAGCUAGAAUCCGACAGGGGUCUUCUUCGGCCAAUCGGCGAACCCUUAAUCCGUCGCAAUCGAUCGCGCAUCGCCAAAAUUUCGGGUCCCUACCAAGCUAUCCAUUGCACCACCCAACACCGACCCGGAGCCUCCCACCGAACCAAGGCAAAGGCGUGUAUCAACGACAGCAACCCGACGAAAGCAACACCCGAACACGAAAAGAGGGCUCAAUUGACCCGAAACCCAGCCCGACAACAUACCAACCGCCAAACCCCAGCUCGGGAAAGAGCCGACGACCAAUCCGCGCCCAUCAUGAGACCCUCACCCGUCCUCCAGGUGCUAAAGUACAGGCACCUGAAGCUGACGACCAAGGACGUCAACAAGGGCUUCUACAAGGGAAACCGGACGGGCGCCAUGGGUCGCCACACAAAGUACGGAGGCUACGUGAUUGAGUGGCACAAGGUGCGGACGUACGUCGUGCCGGAGGGCUUGAAGGAUUUCAAGCUCACGCCGUUCGUCUCCGAGGCUGUGCGGCCCCUGAGGGGAUCGUACCCCACGAAAGAAGGUCCCCGCGACCCCAAGCUCUACUUGGAGAACUGGAAGCAGGUGAACGGUGUGGAUUAAGGGGGAGGUAGAGAGAGUCUGCAUGACUGGAAGACGAGGAAUAACCAGAAAAGAAGAAGAAGCGAGAAUGGGAAGCGCAGCAUUGGAAUUUGCUGCUGCUACGGAAUAGGAACGAACAACCCGAGAAAUAAGGGGCAGGAACAUAUUCUCCUCCCUCCCUCAAAACAAGAGUGUACAAGAGCUGUAUAUACCCUCGACGCUGUAACAAUAUGUAAAAAAAACAAAAUCACAUCCAACAAUGUGUUCAGGAAGGUCUUGCGGAUGAUGAGGGUUCGCGAAGACCCCAAGUGCGAGAGAAUAAGCUCCCCAAAGGGGAAACUAUGACAAUCAAGAAUUGUAUA